GCGGCCAGCAGUACGAAGCUAUUGUUCUAGCGCAGUGUUUGGAAUCGAAGUGAAGUCUUUGGCCGUAGUGAGUGACGAUCAACAUGAAUCGUUGGAGAGGAAAGGUGGCCAUCGUGACGGGUGCCAGUUCCGGGAUUGGUGCAGCCGUCGUAAAAGCACUGGCCACUGCUGGUAUGGUCACCGUGGGGUUGGCAAGACGGGUCGAACGUGUUGAGGCAUUGCGCAAGGAUCUUCCACCGGAAGCCGCCGGUCGGUUGCACUCCCUACCGUGCGAUGUGACGCGGGAAGAGUCGAUCCUGUCGGCGUUCGCCACGGUGCAGCAAAUGUUCGAUGGUGUCGAUGUGCUGAUCAACAACGCCGGUAUAUCGCGUCAAUCGGUAACGCUGGUAACCCCGGGAAAUACGGAGGAUCUGCGUGCCGUGCUGGAUACGAACGUUCUUGGGCUAGUGCUGUGUGCUCGGGAAGCGUUCAAUUCGAUGCGUGCCCGUGGAGUUGAUGGGCACAUCAUCAACGUGAACAGCAUCCUCGGUCACAAGUAUGUACCUUUCCCGAACCUCAACCUGUACGGUGCGUCCAAGUAUGCCGUGACGGCCAUUACGGAAACGCUCCGGAAUGAUUUCCGCAACGCAAACACCCGCGUUAAGGUGACGAGCAUCAGCCCGGGCAUUGUGCGCACGGAGAUGCUACCGGAGGGGGAUCAGUUCAGUGGCGCGACGCCCAUGCUGGAGGCGGAAGAUGUAGCGAAUGCCAUCCUGUAUGCCCUCGGUACACCGCCACAUGUGCAGGUGCACGAGCUCAUCAUUAAACCAGUGGGCGAACUGGUCUAGAGUGGUGUGGAUAGUAUAUUCAAUAAAAUGCUUCGAACAUCGAAUUCAAACCAAAAACCUGAACUACUUUGCUUU
This is a messenger RNA of Anopheles darlingi, 902 nucleotides long. Its product is annotated as farnesol dehydrogenase-like. The record is from RefSeq and is a predicted model, not a curated record. Gene Ontology annotation, molecular function: oxidoreductase activity. NCBI's taxonomy places the organism in Eukaryota, Metazoa, Arthropoda, Insecta, Diptera, Culicidae. The transcript has 2 exons. Bases 84 to 827 code for a protein of 247 amino acids.